GGUCGGUGUAGCUGACACUCCGCCCGGGCCCGAGGAGAGCGGCAGCAACGACCCCUGGCUGUCUGUUUUGACUGCGGGUAGCGCUUGCAUUACACUCCGUACAACAACAUCCUCGGCAAGGUGUCUGAUGCUGAGCUCUCCGCCCUUCAGCCUCUCUCUUCAGCCGUAAGCCUGAAGAGAGGCUUCCCUGACUGCAGCCGCUGGUCCUCACUGCAGAAGCCAAUGGAUCAUGGUCUGUUUGAGAUGGAGGGCAACUCGAUGUCACAAGUUCACGUUGAUGGCUUUGAUCUCUGUGACAACUUGUCAAACUCGGAGGCCCUCACCGCCCAAACGCAAAACCUCAAUGAGACACUCGCACAAACUCUCCCUCUUCCCCAAAACGAUGAGGGAGGAACGCGCAGCCCCGGCCAGAAACCCUCUCUGGGCAACAAUGAGAAGGAGGAGGAAACGGGGAUAGAGGGAUACUCAAUAGGAAGCAGAGACGUGGAUGAGGAGGAAGAUGUGGAUGAAGUGAUGAAGGAAGAAGAGGAAGAGGAGGAGGAAUCUGAGGCGUCAAGUUCUUUGAUAUGCUGCCAAUCACCAGACAAUCUGAUGACUGAUUCCUCUUAUUCAGAGACAGGCAGUUUGUUGGAAACUCCAUUUCACUUCAGCCCCGGGACCAGUCCAGAACCUGCAUCCCCCAUCAUCCCAGUCAUCAGUCCGGAAACUUUACAUCCCAUUAAUUCAGUGGAACUGAGUCAAAGUGGAGAGGAAGUAAUUUCCAGUUCCACCAGCUCUGGGUUUUCCAUCUGCAGUCAAGCGACUACAUUUAGCACGGAGUCGAUGGGUUUAACCUCAAACACUCAGCUUCACGGAUCUUCUGGGACCAGAUGUAACACACUCACCUCUGAUGCAACAUUAAAAGACUCCUGUCCAGAACAGCUUACCUCUUGCAAGGAUCCUGUCUCCAACUGUGGGCCUGCUUUGACUGGAGUAACCAGCAGCUCAAGUACUGUAUUGGUCACCAACAGAGAACCCUCUGCCUUCACUACAGGGAGUCAUACCACCGCCACGUCCUCAAAUCAGGAACAGUUUACCUCCAGUCCAGUCGCUGAAUAUUCUUCAGUCUCAACCUCGUUAACAGGGUCUGCGUUAAGCCCAACUCUCCUGGCGUCUCUGGAGCAGAUGGCAGAAAGAGAUGAUGAUGCCCACCUUCCUCAGUACCUUCACCAGAUCGCCGAGACUUUCGUCCUUCAGAAAGACUACCAGCGAGCGUUGUUGUUUAUCCAGCUAGAGCAGCUUUACCACCAGAGAGUGUUGGAAAACCUGAAUGCACUUCAACAGCAGUGGGUGAGUCACUGUGGAGGAGCGUCUCCUGAGCUGGCAGCCACACACCUGGACUCUCUGAAACACAUCUGCCAGACACACUCCAGACCGACGACACGAGAUGCUGAGGCUGCUCUUUUGGACAAUUUGAGCCUUCAGUUUGGCGGAGGGGUUUCCCGCCCUUCAUGCAUUUCAACCCAUCUGGUUGAAGGAGGGAUGGAGCAGAGAGACGAGGAUUCAUCCUGUCCUUCUGCGCUUUCCGACAAUUUGAUUAAAAGGCUCGGUUCACCUGAAACGGACCGGAAACCCCCGAAUGGAAGCUCACAGAGGACGCCUUGUGGUUCCGAUCAGACUCAAAGGCAAGCUGGCGGCAGAGAGGCGGAGGGAGGGGGAGAGCCUGCCGCUUCAGCUCGGGGAAACGGGCUGCACCCCUCUGCAGCUGGGGGAAUGGAUUGCUCCAGCCCCGCAGAGCAGCAGGAGGAGGAUUUAGGUCCGGCUCGGGAAGCACAGGCGAAGGAGGAGGAGGAAGAGGAGGAAGAGGAGGAGGAGGAGGAGAGUGAGGUGGAGGAGGCAGCAGAGGCUCUGGAGAUGGAAGACGAGGGGACGGAGGACGACGGCGAGGAGAAGCAGAGCGAGCCGGAUGCUCAUCUGAGUCAGGAAGCUCCUGCAGUGGAGACUCUGGUCAGUGGGGCAGAGCUGCAGCUGCACAGCGAGAAGCUGCACCUUUACCAGGACAUUCAGGAGGACUCUGAAAACUGCCUGAGCGAGGAGGCGCUGUCUUCCCAGGAGGCCGAUUUGGAGCAGCAAGAACAAUAUCCAGAGGAGAGGGAGGAAGAGGAGGACUACGACUUCAUCAGGAGAGCUUCUUCCCUGGACGAAAUGGCGAAGCUCAUCACAGUCGAAGAGAUGUCCCCCGUCUCUGGACUUGUCUCCAUCUUGAAGAAGCAAAGUGUGUAUGUGGACAGCCUGAGUACGUCUGCUGACCCAGAACUCACUCCGGAGAAACCCACGACCAAGAGACGCGUCCGCUUCAAAGUUCCCGAUGAUACCUAUGACCAUGAUGUUGGCGGUGGAGACUCCUGCCUGCUGCUCUUCCUCCUCUGUCUGGUUACCGUCGUCAUCAGUGUCGGCGGCACCGCCCUCUACUGCGCUCUGGGGGACGCCCAGUCCUCCGUCUGCCAGGACUUCUCCAGAAACGCAGACUUUUACUUCGGUCAGAUCCGUCGGGGGAUAACCCGGCUGCAGCACUGGUAUUCCUCCGGGUUAUAGCAGGAAUCCUCUGACGGGUGUUGAGGUAACGUUCCUCGUGAAGAGCUUACUGCCGUUUAUCGAGUGGCUAGUCGUCUCCUUCGGAUGCAUUUGGCGUUUUCAAACCCGCAAUGUCGACGCUCUGCGAACGCAUUUCCAGUGCACUUUUAAUAAACAUGUUUCAGAUGCCUGUUCACGGAGAAAUCUGAAGAAAAACUAAGAUAAUUAACUUGUGAUGUCUUAAUUUUUGUACGGCAGAAAAUCUGUCAGCUUUCUUACUUUGUCCGUCAAAAUUAAAGAAAGUCUUAUGUGCACAAAUGUUGCUGAGAAGUUUAAUACUUCAGCUUCAAACGAAUUUACUAACUGAUGCGUAAAAUAAUGUCUGAUUUAAUCUCAUUAAGUGUUUUGUAAUUGGUGCAACCAAAGGUGUUGCUUUUACUGUAGAGUUUUUUUAAAAGACAGAAAAUGUAACUUGAGAGAUAAGACUGCAUCUGUCUGCUACUUUGAAUGAAAUCACUUUGUCCUAAGUGUAUCUUAAAAAUAUAAACGAAUGUUUGGAGCUUAAUUAUGAACUUUGCUUUGAGGCAUCUUUACAAAUCAUCGUGAAAUGUUAUUAUUUACCAUCCGUGAAUUGCUAAUGGCGUACAAUCGUGUUCUAUUUGUUCUACGUUGGUGAAAAGAAGAAUAAAAAAUCAUUGUGAAAUAACUUAUUUUAACCUUUUCGUUGCGUUUGCAAUGUGCAGCUCCCUGUUGUUUGAUCCGACUCGGCGCCAUGUUUUAACUCUCUCUGGGUUUCACCGAUCAGGAUCUGGUUUUGUGUAGCAUAUUUAAAACGUAGAGAAAACGGUGCACAUUUGUACAUGCUGUCAAAUGAUUGUUGAACGUGUUGCACAUGAGACCGGUACUUUUUAAGAAAAUAUUUUUGAAGAUUUUGCAAUAUUUCUACAGGCAUUUCCUUCUGUUAGGAGUUGACAUCGUCAGAUAGCCAUUCGUUUGCACAGACCACUUCAGCAGAAAACUCAUGAACUACUUAAGUGUUUGUGUCAAAAUAUGAAAUGUUUUAUCGAUGAGAAACAAAAAAAUAUAUAUUGUUAAUGUUAUUUACUUGGUGUAGAUAAUGGAUGCAGGACCACAUGAAGCUCAAUCUGCCUGUGUGUUUGUUCUUUCAGGGAAUUCUGGGAAUUAAUCCGCUAAAACAUCCGGUUUGUUCUGGUAGAUUUUCCCAAAAAUAAUUUUAGGAAAUCAGAAUGACUUUCCGCCACUUGGUCUUCCAUAUAUAACACAGACUUUGUGCUUUAUUUAUUGUCUUUGUAAACCUUAGUUUUGUCUCGUUGAGAUGAUUAUGUAGCCCAAUAACCUCUUUUGAUUCGAUUCUAAGGCGUCAAUUUGUUUUCACAAUGAAUUUCAUUGUGAAAAUCCUCACAGAAAAGUGGACAAACGUCUGUAAAAGAGGGAAUAUGAAUGUUUCUCUAAUCUUUACUUAAAGGGCUCAUAUCGUCUAUUAUUUAACUUUUCUUUUCAGGGUAAUUUUCCAUGAUUGAAAUUUCCUAAAUAUGAAAGAGAAAAAGCAAAAGCUGCACAUAAAUUGGACAUAAACCUUGUUUAAGUUAGCUUUUUUUGAGAUGGGCAGAGUACCAAAUAUUUUACUCAAAAGUUUAUUUAUAUUAUCAUUUACGGCGGCCUAAGCUGAGCAAAUCCUUCACAACAUCACAAGUAUCUAAAUGAUGAUGUAGAAAAUAACAUUUCAGUUUAGUAAAAAUAAUAAAGCAAUUAUAAAAUUGGAAAAAAUACCAAAAGCCAAGACAAUACUUACUUAACUUUAGCCCCAGUGAUUUUCUUUAACUUUUCUCUUCAAUUGCACAACUUCAACAUGUUUCUAACCAGGCAAAAGUAGAGUCUGGUUAAAAAUAUCCCAAGGAAAAAAUUAUUAUAGCAAAAUCUAGACUUAUUUCAUGGGACUGAGGUCAAACUGUUGUGUUCACAGCCAAACAGACUUUAAAA
Molecule: messenger RNA, 4554 nt
Organism: Poecilia latipinna (sailfin molly)
Lineage: Eukaryota; Metazoa; Chordata; Actinopteri; Cyprinodontiformes; Poeciliidae
Product: consortin
Exons: 13
Coding region: 223-2574 (783 amino acids)
Biological process (GO): positive regulation of Golgi to plasma membrane protein transport
Cellular component (GO): trans-Golgi network; transport vesicle; plasma membrane
Molecular function (GO): connexin binding
Source: RefSeq, a predicted model, not a curated record